AUGGACGCAUCGACAUUGCAGUGGGCGUACCGUGCGCAAAAAAGCCUGGGCGUCAAGGCGGGUGUGCCUAACUUCCCCGACGUGCAUGGCUUUGAUGGUGCGCAUGUGGGUUCGCGAAUGCUCGUAUACAGUGCCAGUGGCUCGAGGCUUGCUGUGGCGUUAGAGCAGGGCACACAGAUCUAUGAUGUGCGCGACACGGGUGUUGAGCUACGUCUGGAGGUGCCUGUAUCGCGUGCCAUUGAGCUAGCACUGUCGCCACGCGGCACCUACCUUCAGACGUGGGAGCGUCCUGUCAAGGGAGAGGAUGGCUCGUAUAGCCGCAACCUGCGUAUAUGGCACGCUGAGACAGGCGAGCUCCUCGGCGCCUUUGAGCGCCGCCAAAUCGAUGGGUGGCAGUUCCAGUUUACUGACCGCGAAGACUACUGCGUGCGCUCUACAGCAAGUGAGCUGCAAGUGUUCCACCCGAACAACAUCCAGGCAGGGGCCGUGGGUCGGCUCUCUGCGGAGCAUGUGCAGACCUUUUCCGUGGGUCCUGGCCCGCAACCGGCCAUCUCCGCUUUCUUUCCUGAAAAAAAGGGUAUGCCCGCCUUCGUGCGCAUUUAUUCGCUCGCUUCGAUCUUGCAAGGCCCACCUGGUGCCGUGGCGCCCGCCGCCCAAAAGUCGUUCUUCAAGGCAGACAAGGUCACGAUGAAAUGGAACAGGGCUGGAUCGUCACUUUUGCUCAUGACAGCGACGGACCAUGACCAGACGGGCAAGUCGUAUUAUGGCGAGACGAAUCUGUACAUGCUGUCGACACGCGGCGACUUUGACUGCCGCGUCGGUCUUGACAAAGAAGGACCCAUCCACGACUUUGAGUGGAGUCCCAACAGCCGAGAGUUUAUUGUGCUGUAUGGCUAUAUGCCUGCCAAGGCGGUCGUGUUUUCGUACCGCGUGAAUGUGAUCGCAGAGCUCGGCACGCAGCCGCGUAACCUCAUUUCGUACAACCCACAAGGGCGCUUGUUUGUGCUCGCUGGCUUCGGCAACCUGGCUGGCACCGUCGAUAUCUGGGACCGGGAGCGUCUGGCAGAUGGCAAGCUGUUCACGCUUGAUGCAAGUAACAGUAGCGUGUUGGAAUGGAGUCCUGAUGGCCAAUUCCUGUUGACAGGCACGCUCUCACCGCGCCUGCGUGUGGAUAAUGGCGUGCGUAUCUGGCACUGUACCGGCAAGCUCGUGCAUGUCGACAUGGUGGACGAGAUGUACUCGGCCGCGUGGCGUCCGCAGCGCUUUACCGAACCGCCUGCCUUCCCCAAGACCCUACCGCCCGCGCCAGCACCGUCCACGGCAGCAGCAGCCGUGCUGGCCAAGCAGCAGACGGCGGCCAAACCCAUGGGUGCAUACCGCCCGCCCAGCGCGCGCCAUGCUGGCGCAUCGACCGGUGACUUUUUGCGGCGCGAUGAGCAGUCGUCUGGUCCGUCGGUGCCAUCGGUGCCUGGAGCCAGCAGCAAGCGUGGCGGCCGCAAGGUGCCUGGUGCGCCUCAAAAGAACCCUGCACCACCGCCGAAACCAACGAUGGGCGCGGCUGAUGUGGGUGCGUGCUCCUCAGAUGGUGGCGUAGUCGAGAAGAAGCUGCGGAAUCUGACCAAAAAGCUCAAGGCCAUUGAGCAGCUCAAGGAACGCCGCGACAAGGGCGAGGCGUUGGAGCAGACACAGCUCCAGAAGAUUGAGACAGAGCAAGAGAUCCGCAACGAGCUGGCUGCGCUCCAGUAA
Molecule: messenger RNA, 1746 nt
Organism: Malassezia restricta
Lineage: Eukaryota; Fungi; Basidiomycota; Malasseziomycetes; Malasseziales; Malasseziaceae
Product: translation initiation factor 2A
Exons: 1
Coding region: 1-1746 (581 amino acids)
Biological process (GO): translational initiation
Cellular component (GO): cytosolic small ribosomal subunit
Molecular function (GO): protein binding; mRNA binding; translation initiation factor activity
Source: RefSeq, a predicted model, not a curated record